Phyllostomus hastatus (greater spear-nosed bat) is the source of this 427-nucleotide messenger RNA. RefSeq names its product guanine nucleotide-binding protein G(I)/G(S)/G(O) subunit gamma-5-like. Gene Ontology annotation, cellular component: heterotrimeric G-protein complex. The transcript has a single exon. Gene Ontology annotation, molecular function: G-protein beta-subunit binding. The record is from RefSeq and is a predicted model, not a curated record. Bases 1 to 207 code for a protein of 68 amino acids. Lineage: Eukaryota; Metazoa; Chordata; Mammalia; Chiroptera; Phyllostomidae. Gene Ontology annotation, biological process: G protein-coupled receptor signaling pathway.
AUGUCUGGUUCCUCCAGUGUCACCGCUAUGAAGAAGGUGAUUCAACAGCUCCAGCUGGAGGCUGGGCCCAACCACGUGAAGGUUUCCCAGGCAGCUACAGAUUUGAAACAAUUCUGUCUGCAGAAUGCUCAACAUGACCCCCUGCUGACUGGAGUAUCUUCAAGUAUCAACCCCUUCAGACCCCAGAAAGUCUGUUCCUUUUUGUAGCGAAAUGAAUCUUUGAAGGUGUUCUAAACCACUUUUCAUGAACCAGUGAAUAUUCAAAGAGAGCUAAAUUUGAAGCUUGUACAAAAAGCUUAUCCCUAUAACACGUGCCACACUAUACAAACUUCUGCUUUGUCAGUCCUUAACAUCUACCUCUCUGAAUUUUCAUGAAUUUCUAUUUCACAAGGAUGAUUAUUUUAUACACACUGAGAGCAGCAUUCAA